AUGUUGUUAGCGCUCCGGCUCGGGGCGCUCGGGGCGCUGGCGGCGGCGUUAGCACCACCACAGGCUCCGCCCGCGACGCCGCUGCGCCGCGGCUUCGAGGUCGUCGCGACGUUCGACACGUCGACGCUCGACGGCGCGACGCGGGCGCCGCUCGCGCUGCAGGUCCUCGACCCGCGGCGGUUCCCGACGCCGUCGAAGGCGAAGCGCGCCUGCCGGAGAGCUGAGGUCGCGCUCAACGGGCGGACGGCACGCUGCGGCGACGACGUGAAUGUGGGCGACGUGCUGGAGCUGCGCGCGCGGACCUGCGUCGAGUCCUACCUCCAGGCGCGGUUCCGCAGCGCGAAGGCGCCCUUCGAACUCAAGGUCGCGUACGAGGACGACUACCUCGCCGUCGUCGUCAAGCCCUCGGGCCGGCCGACCCAUUCCGAGGGCCAGGGCCGCAUGAACCUGCGGAGCGCCGUGCCCUUUGCGCUCCGGCCGCCGGCGAGGGUCGACGACGGCGACCGCGCGCUGAGCCGGCCGCAGCCCGUGCACCGGCUGGACAAGGCGACGAGCGGGCUGGUCCUGUGCGCGAAGACGAAAAACGCGGCGGUCGAGUGCUCUCGUAUGUUCGCCGAGCGGCGCGUGAAGAAGCGCUACGCCGCCGUGCUGCUGGGCGAACCGGCUACACCACGAGGCGUUAUCGACGCGCCGAUCCCGGUUGCCGUGAAUGGAGUUUCCACCCUGCGGUCGGCGCGAACGGUCUAUACAGUGGAACGCGUCGUGCGGUCGCUCAAAAUGGACCACCUCACACUCGUUCACUUUGCGCCGCGGACGGGCCGCACGCAUCAGCUCCGCCGACACGCCGCCGAUGUGCUUCGUUGCCCGAUCGUCGGCGACGCCCUCUACGACGGCGGCGGCGCCGCGGCGAUGCAGUUCCGCCGGCGCGGGCUCUUCCUCUGCGCGCGGUAUCUUGAGCUCGACCAUCCUUGUGUUCCGGGCGAGCGGCUCCGCGUCGAGAUCCCGCUCCCGGCCAAGUUCGACGACCUCCUCGCCCGCGAGAGCGACCGGUUCGAGCGGUUGGCCUGA
Pelagomonas calceolata is the source of this 1068-nucleotide messenger RNA. Lineage: Eukaryota; Pelagophyceae; Pelagomonadales; Pelagomonadaceae. The record is from the annotation of a GenBank genome assembly.